Camellia sinensis is the source of this 996-nucleotide messenger RNA. RefSeq names its product FKBP-like peptidyl-prolyl cis-trans isomerase family protein. NCBI's taxonomy places the organism in Eukaryota, Viridiplantae, Streptophyta, Magnoliopsida, Ericales, Theaceae. The record is from RefSeq and is a predicted model, not a curated record. Gene Ontology annotation, molecular function: peptidyl-prolyl cis-trans isomerase activity.
AGAGAGAGACUUUUCAAGGAACGGCUAUUUUUAUCGUUUGGCUAAAGAAGAAGAAGAAACCCACAAAGCCAUCUUCAUGUUGAUUCUCUCCUCAACUCUCCCCACUCCAUUUUCUACAUUUACACUUCAUGCAGACAGAAGCCACAGAAUACUCUCAGCUUCUCCCACAUUUGGAUUGCUUUUUCUUCAAAAGAAGCUCGUCACAUGUUCUUUCUCAAGGUGCAACAUAAAAGAUGAUGGAGUCCAGAAUGCAGAUGUUCUGCAUUAUAACAAGAACUUGAGGCGGACAUUUCUAUUCCUUUUGGCGUCGUUAGGAUUUUUUCCGACUUUGCCUUCUUCUGGAAAGACAAAAAAUAAAAACCCAUAUGAUGAAAAACGCUUACUAGAACAGAACAAGAGGGUACAGAGAGAAAACAAUGCUCCCGAAGACUUCCCAAAUUUUGUUAGAGAAGGUUUUCAGGUCAAUGUAGUGACAACAGAAAAUUAUGUAAAGAGUGACUCGGGGCUUAUAUACCGGGAUUUUGAAGUUGGUAAAGGUGAUUGCCCAAAGGAUGGUCAACAGGUGACUUUUCACUAUGUUGGUUAUAAUGAAUCAGGCCGUCGUAUUGACAGCACCUACUUACAGGGCACUCCUGCCAAAAUUCGAAUGGGGACUAAAGCACUUGUUCCAGGAUUUGAAGAAGGAAUUCAAGACAUGAGGCCCGGAGGGAAAAGGAGAAUAAUUAUUCCUCCAGAACUUGGACCGCCUGUCGGACCUUCCACCUUUUUCAGCGCAAAGCAAUUUGAAGUUUUUGACGUGGAAUUGCUAAGUAUUCAGGACUGUCAAAGGCGGACUAUUGGUUUUUACUCUGAUGUGGUGUGCAGUUAAGUGAUGAGAAUGUGUUCCAAUGUAUAAUGCUAUGAUAUUUGCAAAUGUUAAAAUGCACAAUGGGUUGGAUACUGGGCAUCACUUGAAAUAUAUUAGGUUUGCACCAGGAAGAAUUUAAUUAACCAAAA